Drosophila erecta is the source of this 1603-nucleotide messenger RNA. RefSeq names its product phenoloxidase-activating factor 2. The transcript is spliced from 2 exons. Lineage: Eukaryota; Metazoa; Arthropoda; Insecta; Diptera; Drosophilidae. Gene Ontology annotation, biological process: proteolysis. The record is from RefSeq and is a predicted model, not a curated record. Bases 33 to 1547 code for a protein of 504 amino acids. Gene Ontology annotation, molecular function: serine-type endopeptidase activity.
AAACGACAGUCUGUUGAAGACAGGCGUGUAGAAUGGAUCGCCUUUCCAUCGUGCUCGUGCUUCUGGGAGUUUCUCGGAUCCAGGCGGCCCUUUACUGUGGUGGGUCCAUGGCGAACAAGUGCGUACAGGGAAGCCGCUGCCGUGUUGGAAGCGAAACGGGAAUACCAAUCAUUGAUUAUAGGGGAUUUACUGACGGUAAUCUGGGAUGUGAAACUGGGGAAACCUGCUGCCCAGUAACAAAAAUACUGCAAUUUCCUGCACAGAUGGACCACCAAGCGGAUUCUCUCGAAUGUGGCCACGUGAACCGUCUAGGAGUGGGCUUGGCCACAACUAACGAGGAGGGCGAACUGCCAUGGAUGGUGGCUUUGCUGGAUGCCAGAAACAGCGAGCCGAUUGGCGCUGGCUCCCUUAUUAGGCCGGAUGUGGUGCUUACGUCCGCCUCGAAGACCUACAAAACUCCCCUCGACUACCUCAUUGUGCGGGCUGGCGAAUGGGACCUUAAAGGCGGCACCGAGCAGCAAGCACAUCAGGAUGUUCCGAUCGAGAAGAUCGUACGACAUCCCAGAUUCAAUGUGGAGAAUGGUGCCUAUAAUGCGGCCCUUCUGUUCCUCUCUAGAUCGCUUAGGCUGGACCGCCACAUAAAUCUCAUUUGCUUGCCGCAGCCGAAUCGAAACCUUAUCAAAAACCUUUGCAUCGUCAGUGGCUGGACCCAAAAAGACUUAUUGAGCAACGGAUACAUGAAUGUGCUGAAAAAGAUCGAGGUGCCAUUGGUGGAAAGAUCUGUGUGUCAAAGGCAACUGCAGGAAGUCGCCAAGAGAAGCGUAUUUCUUGAUGAAAGCAUGAUGUGUGCCGGAGGAGAACCUGGAAAGGACUUGUGCAGCGGCAAUGGAGGUGCCGCACUUGUCUGUCCACUUCAAAGCGAUCCCAAUCGGUACGAGCAGGUGGGUAUCGUCAACUUCGGAAUCGGUUGUGGAAUGCCUGUACCUGUUGUCUACACUGAUGUUUCCAAAAUUCAUCAAUGGAUUGUUUAUAGUAUCGAAGAGAAUACAGUCGACCAUUCUUCCCAGUUGGGAAAUGUGGGCCAAUCACCAGUUCCAAAUGUAGAAACUCCAAUUGCAGUCCAACGCCAGGCUCAAGGAUCAUUUCAGAAUGUCGGAUUUCAAACUGGAUACGAUCCAAAUCGAAUUCAAGAAACUAAAAUAAUGACAGACAAUACGAUGUAUAAGGACCAAGGAAACGGAGUCAACGGAUACAAUUCAUUCAGAGUUCAAGGAUAUAUUCCAAAUGUAGGCCAAGGAAACAAUGGCAAUGGUAAUGGAUAUUAUCCAAAUGGAAGUCAAAAUCCAAAUAGAUUUCAAGGAAAUUAUGCAUCUAACCAAGUUGGAGUCGAAGAAAAUAAACCCGAUAUGGGUGGCAGAAAGGAAUUCGGAAUUUUAGGCGGUGCUACUGCGAAUCCCAAUAAGUAUCAUGUUAUAACGUUUGAUGAUAUUACUACUACAACGACCACGUCAAGUUCACCUGUACAAUUUGUAAUAGAAAAGGCCUAACCUAAUUAAAAAUUUCUAUCAGUUGGCUAAUAAUCUAAAAAUUACCUACACAUAAA